Messenger RNA from Moneuplotes crassus, 1731 nucleotides. The record is from the annotation of a GenBank genome assembly. Lineage: Eukaryota; Ciliophora; Spirotrichea; Euplotida; Euplotidae.
UCUAGCUACUUAUUUAAGCAACGGCCUUGCAUCAUAACUAUGAAUUUUCAGAAAGAAAUUGAAAGGCAAGAAAACACAAAUAGCAAAAUUAACUCAGAAAUAGCAGUAGCCAAUACUGAUUUAGAGGUUUAUUCUGAGCUUACACAAAUGACACUGUGUCAAAGCGAAGGAGACAAAAAGCAGAGAACUUUUGAAAAACUUGCAGAGCAGCCUGUUCUUAUAUCAGAUACUGACAAUGAUUCCAUGGAGCUAUUGAGCCAACCAAAAACUAAAUGUAUUGAUAAAUCUAAAUUGUUUCUCAAUAAUGAAAAAGUGAACAACUUUAGAACCCGAUAUAAUUCUAAAGCAGUUUGCAAACAAGGAUUAAACAAGAAUCCAAUCAAGAAAGAAAGCAAUUAUAUUCGACUGGAACAACUAAAGAAAGCUAAAAAAUUGUUUGAAUGCAGCAUAUGAUCUGAGACCCUUAAGGAUUCCUCAAUGAUUCCAUGAGGGCAUAUCUUUUGAGAAAAUUGAUUGAUUUUUGACCACGAUGCAAAACUUGGUUGCCCAGUGUGAUCAAAGGAUCUUGAUAUUAAACAAAUGAGACCAUUCAAAAAGCUGGAUGAGCUCAUUAAGAUUGUCCAGGAUAUGAUAGAUUAUAAGCUAUGAAAGAAGAAAGCGAAAAGAGAGCUCAAAUCAAUUUCAAAAAGUAUACAAAACAAUGUCAAUAAUUGCCUUGGCAGCCCUAAUGAUACGAUCGAUGAGUUAAUCCUGGAUUUCAGAAAUAAAUUCAUGCCACAUAUUAGUUGGACAAAGGAAGAAUUGAAUAAAAAUACCCACUUUUAUAGUGAAGAAGAUUUAGACAUGAUUCAAAAAGUAUUAAAUCGUAAAGAUAUGGAACUCGAUAUUGAAAUCACUCUGAGUCAUGAUGAUCGACAGCAAAUGUAUUAUCCAUUAAAGGAAGAAAUAAGAUUACUAACAAAUUCUGGAAUCAACUUGAAAUCUAUCUCUAAAGUAAUCUGAGAGCAGAAUAAUAUCAACCCUAAUGAGUGGAGUAAUUUUGAGCUCUAUGUGAAUAUCAAUCGGAAGUUCAUUCAGGUCAAUUAUGCCCAAACAAUCUUGGAUAUAAAGAACAAAUUUUGGGUUUUAACAGGACCACCUUACAUUCUUUACUACAAACAUUUUAUAAUUGAUGCAUCAAAACUGGGGGAGAAUAGAGAUGCUGGAUCUCAAUCAGAAAGUAUUGAUAAACCUUUGAUUGAUACAAAACCAAUUUCACUGAUUUCUCCUGAUGAUACCUCAUUUAAAGUAGAAAAAGAUGCCACCUCAAGUAAUGGAGGUUUAAGCCAACAAGUCAAGUGCAUGAUGGAAGAUUUUGAGAAUGAAACUGAAAAAGAAAGCUCUAGUGUUGAUAGUGAAGAUUUUAAAAAUGGGUUCAAAGGAAUAAAAGGCAAGAGACAACCUAAAAUUAUUCUUGACCAAAAGAAUAGUCAGGUUAUGAUUAAUGAUAUUGAUGUGAAUAGUAUUAAUGAGCUUUAUAUUGAUCGUGAUCCAAAUAAAAAAGAAAAGGAAUUAAACUUUAAUAGUUUUGAUGGCACCUCACCAAAGAAAGAAACUCCCCCUGUAGCCAACCCAAUUAUCUUUGGAACAGAUUCUACAGCUGCAAUUAUGAAUCCUGAUCCUGUAAUAUCAAACCCUACAGAAACUGAAACACCUCUCCUCCAAAUGUUCGAUGAAGCAUUUGCAAUAUAA